GAAAAAAGUGAGAGGAAGAGAUAGAUAGUGUAGAUAUGUGAUAUAUUAGUGUCUGUGUAUAUAGCAUAGCAUAACACGUACACCAUUGUCACCCUCUGUAUCAUAUUAACCAUGCAACUAUCUACCUCCAUUCAUGUAACAACUUGUUUGCCAGUGGCAUGUUCCAGUAACAACACGCCCCAGGCAGAGCGUCGCCCGUGAGCUGACUGUCCGGUCGCACACCGCAGUGCUCCUCUGUGUACUUGAAUAUAGCCUUGAUAAGUGAUCCCUGGUUUCUUUUGAACCUACAAGCAUAUCCGGCAAAUUGUCACACCACAGAUAGAAGAUGAUGUGUAUAUACAGAGAUAAAUAGAAAGAGAUAGACACAGAGGGGGGGUAGACAAGAUAUGUAGGGGGAGAAAACCAGACAGCAGGGGUUGAUGGAUAGACACUCAGAGGCAGAUAAAUAAAUAGAUGAACAGAUAGAUAGAGGGAGAGGAUGAAGAGGGGAACAGAGGAGAAAAUAAGUUAUCCUUGCCUUCCCCCGCAGUCUCGUCUGGAAGAAGAAUGGAGCAAGAAUCGAGAGCUGACGAGGCAGAUCAGAGAGAAGGAGAGCGAGCUCACACGAGCCGAGGCAGAGCACAAUGAGAGGUUGAAAAGUCUCCAAAGAGGGGAGAAGAGGAAAGAGGAAGAGGCAGACGAAGAGAGAGACGAGCUUGAGAGCGAGCUCAGGAGACGAGACAAAAGGAUCAAGGCCCUCAAGAAAAAGCUCAGAGAUCAAGAAGAGGGAAAAGAAAUGGACUCGCAACCCGAAGAGGAAGACAGCGAGCUAAAGCGAAUGAAGAGGCAGUUAAGAGAGCAAGAACAGAAAAUGAAAUACGUUCUUUCUGCGGUGGAAGACCUUCAUUUGAGAGGAAUGGAGCCGCCACGUGAGCCUGAGCCGACGGCCACCUGCCAGCCCUCGGCCUCAGGCAGGAGGAGGAGGCCCCGGGAAGCUGCUGGCAGCGACGAGACUCCGCCAGCAGCUGCCACGGACAGGAUAAGGGGAGCGGCAGGCGGGAGAGACAAGCCUCGGCAAGCAGCUGGCAGCCGAGGCAAGGCUAGGAGAGCACCAGAGAGCGACGAGCCUGUGCAAGCCGCAGGCAGGGCUGAGCGUCCGGAAGCAGCAGGCAGGAGGGAAGGGGCAGGGCGAAAGGCCAAGUCUAAGGGGGCAGCUGACAGGGACGAGUCGCCACAAGACGAGAGGGACGAGUCGCCACAAGACGAGAGGAACGAGUCGCCACAAGACGAGAGGGACGAGUCGCCACAAGACGAGAGGGACGAGUCGCCACAAGACGAGAGGGACGAGUCGCCACAAGACGAGAGGGACGAGUCGCCACAAGAAGACGACAGCGAAGAGUCAGAGUGA
Messenger RNA from Penaeus indicus, 1387 nucleotides. RefSeq names its product cilia- and flagella-associated protein 251-like. NCBI's taxonomy places the organism in Eukaryota, Metazoa, Arthropoda, Malacostraca, Decapoda, Penaeidae. The transcript has 5 exons. The record is from RefSeq and is a predicted model, not a curated record. Bases 479 to 1387 code for a protein of 302 amino acids.